Messenger RNA from Fusarium proliferatum ET1, 1053 nucleotides. RefSeq lists its product as uncharacterized. Lineage: Eukaryota; Fungi; Ascomycota; Sordariomycetes; Hypocreales; Nectriaceae. The record is from RefSeq and is a predicted model, not a curated record. Gene Ontology annotation, molecular function: protein binding. The transcript has a single exon. The coding region runs from base 1 to 1053 and encodes 350 amino acids.
AUGUCACUCCUACGUUUGCCCCCAGAGACUUUGAGACAGAUCUUUGAUCAACUAGAUUCGUCUUUCUUUCAAGAGGAUCUAGGCCGCCUCACAAUCUGCAAGAAGUGGUUCGAUUUCGCUCUUCCUGCCUGCCUCAAGUGCAUCACCCUCUCUCACGGAGCCCUACGAAAUCUAGCUAUCUCUGCAGCAACGAAAAAGCCCUCUUCGCUCGAAAACAGCCUGGAAACACUAAGUCUCGAUCUGAAAGGAUAUCAACAGGGCAUCUCUACAAACUCUUCCGAGCAAUUUGCGCAGGGGUCGACUCCACAACCUCCUUGGAAUAAAGAUGGUUGGGAAACCCCGGCCAAGGCGUGGGAAAAGGGCCUAAAUGAUGACCUUGCUCAGCUUGCCAUUAUCGUUCAGCAGUCUCCUAGAUUACGGACAUUGCGCGUACGAGCCUGGAGUUCUCCCUCGGCUUACCGCUUUCCUCUGGAGGGCUAUCUUUCACUGCCUACAAUGCGAGCGUUGCUCUCGGGGGAGAAUCUGAGCGUUCUAGUUCUGGAUCUGUCUGGCACCUCUUUGGACCCUACAGGACAGCAAGUGGACGAACAUAUCUGCCCAUUCAUUGGCGACCUUCUUCGUACUCUCCAAACACUCCAUUUGCGCAUGCGCAGUAUCUGCCCUGAUGUAUUGAAAACUCAAGGAUUCGAUAAAAAGCUUAGAUUAAGCGCUGUGGUCAUCAAUUUGAGUUUGGAUACUCACCAGUCGGAUAUCACAUCAGCGGCUCAUUCAGUACCAUGUGGCUCUCUGUUUGGCGGAUUGAUCCAACUGAGGGAUGACAUACAGAAACAGGCGGAAGUUCUUGUCACUCUCAUGGAGUCCCCCAAGACCAUGAGGAUUCUAACUCACACCCUUCCGCAGUUUGAUACACUAUCGCUGGAUGUUUUGACUGGCAAGAUAAUGAAACUGGAAGACGAUGCAGCAUGGGAUGAGGAUGGCAAAACUGUUCGGGAGGACUCGGAACCAGAGUCCGAAAUUUCAGACGAGGAAUUUGACGGUUUCUUCGAUGAUUGA